AUGAACUCUGAGAAUGCAAGCACCUCCAGUUCCGACAAAUUACUGUCUAUCAGACAAGUGGAAGGAAUGAUUGCCGAUGGACAUUCAAUCAUUAUACUAGGCCACAAAGUCCUUAAUCUCGAUGCGUGGAUCAAGUAUCACCCCGGAGGCAAUAUGUCAAUCCAGCAUAUGAUUGGAAAGGAUGCCACCAGCGAAGUCACCGUUGUUCAGGGACACUGGGAGGACUUCGUUCCCCCUAUCCAAGGAGGCCAAUUUCGACAUCACGCUGAAUUAGAUGCCAAGGAAUGGAAUAACAAAGGCGCCGGCCCUGUGUCACCAUGCAUCCCAGCCGAGAUGGAGGUCAAGCGCCAAGCCCACGUAAAUCCCAUAUUGCAACCAAUCCCAGAUUCGAGCAGCCAGAAUGAACUCGCCUUUCUCGACAGUCUGUCAAAGGAAGAAAUUGUACUUAAUACCAGCAAGUACCCUGCACUAGAUACGGACACCCAGCAUGAGAUUACCAAGAAAUAUCGCCGUCUCCACAACCAAAUUUGGGCCGAGGGAUUGUACAACUGCAACUAUACCGCUUAUGCCUGGGAGUUUUUCCGUUGCUCAUUGCUGUUUGGUCUUACGCUAUUUUUCCUUCACGCUGGGUGGUACUGCAUGAGUGCCAUGUGGCUUGGCUGGUUCUGGUCGCAGCUGGUUUUCGUUGCCCACGAUGCCGGUCAUAUGGGUAUCUCACACAGCUUCACAAUUGAUAGCAUGAUUGGCAUGAUUAUCGCUGCCCCGAUUGGGGGGCUUUCGCUUGGUUGGUGGAAGCAUACGCACAAUGUACACCACAUUGUGACCAAUGCCCCGGAACACGACCCUGAUAACCAACACCUGCCUUUUUUUGCGGUGAAUCACCGAUUUCUUAGCAAUCUGUUUUCGACUUAUCAUGGUCGAUUUAUGUCUUAUGAUGCCCUGAGCAAGCUUUUGGUCCCCUACCAGGCCUUUCUCUACUACCCGGUGUUGAUGUUCGGCCGUUUCAACCUGUAUGUUCAGUCAUGGAUUUUUCUUAUCCAGGGCCAAGGGCCCCAGAAGGGUGCUGCAUGGUGGCAUCGGUGGUUUGAACUCGCGGGCAAUUUGUUUUUCUGGUACUGGUUUGGUUAUUUUGUCGUCUGCAAAUCUAUUCCCUCGGGCUGGGACCGAUUCGCCUUGGUUAUGGUCAGCCACAUGGUUACCAUGCCGCUGCAUGUGCAGUUCACCUUAUCUCACUUCGCCAUGUCUACCGCUGAUCUUGGCCCCACUGAAUCAUUUCCUCAAAAGAUGCUGCGCACUACCAUGGACAUUGACUGUCCUGAAUGGCUCGACUUUUUCCACGGAGGUCUUCAAUUCCAGGCCAUUCACCAUUUGUUCCCGAGGAUCCCGCGACAUAAUUUACGGAGAACCCAAAAGCCGGUGCUACAAUUCUGCAAAGACGUCGGUAUUCCUUAUGCGCUGUAUGGAUUUGUAGGUGGCAAUAAAAAGGUCCUAGGAAGCUUAGCCGAGGUGAGCCGGCAGGCGGCUAUUCUAGCCGAUUGCCAACGAACUAUCUCCCAAAGGGGCGAUCUUAUCUACGGCCACUGA
Messenger RNA from Penicillium hordei, 1584 nucleotides. RefSeq names its product fatty acid desaturase. Gene Ontology annotation, biological process: lipid metabolic process. The coding region runs from base 1 to 1584 and encodes 527 amino acids. Gene Ontology annotation, molecular function: oxidoreductase activity, acting on paired donors, with oxidation of a pair of donors resulting in the reduction of molecular oxygen to two molecules of water. Lineage: Eukaryota; Fungi; Ascomycota; Eurotiomycetes; Eurotiales; Aspergillaceae. The record is from RefSeq and is a predicted model, not a curated record. The transcript has 2 exons. Gene Ontology annotation, cellular component: membrane.